AUGAAAGAAACAAUCUCUGAGAAACUUGAGAAUAUUUUCUUUAACCUUCAAUAUGAAGAUUAUGAUAAGGCUGACCAAAAACUUAUUCAGCUUUUAUCUUUAGAAACUGAAGAAUGCGAAGAAUUGUAUCAAAAAGAACCCAAACUUUUUGAUCAAUAUUUUAGAAUGACUAAAAUAGAUGAACCUGAUACUGAAUCAGAACAAGAAGAUAACUUUAAGACUAAUACAAAAACUGUAAAGUUCGAAUAUUCAGAUAUGGAAGAUGAUGAAGCAGAAUCUUCUUAUACAGCCGCUAGAAGAAGCAAUAAAAAGAAAUAUGAGUUCAAAAUGCCUGUCCACAAUGGUAUUCCAAAUAGUGGUCAAGGAUCCAAUACGAUCAAUGUACUCAAUAUUGAUUGUAUCCAAGAUCUAAAACUCAGAGAAAGAGUUGUAGAAAAAUGGGUUACUGAGAUUUCACUAAUCUUACAGACAAACCCAGAUGAAUUUGAAAAAGCAAAAAAUGUUCUACUACUUUUAGAACACAAAACUGAUGGAAUUGUGCAAAAAUUCCUAAGAAACAAUAAUUGGAAUGAAGAAAUGCAUGGUUCAGAUCUUUUUGAUAAUAUCAUAAAUGUCAUAUACACUACUUUCUUAGGUCUUGAUUAUAUUUCUAAUAAAGACUUCACCAUUAAUAAGAAAGUUGACAUAGCAAGAGUUUCAAUGACAAAACUCCAAUUACAUGAUAUUAGUCUUCUCGACAAAUACACAUGUAUGUAUGAAUCAUAUCUGUAUGAUAUUCCACAAAGAAGUGAAUAUGCGCAAUGGAUAUCUGCUUACCUCAUGAAAAUUCCAAUUAUUGGAGAAACCUGUACAGACAGAUGGAAAAAAGAAGUUACUGGAGAAAUCCAGCAAACCAGUCUUUCUUAUGCAACAAAAAUUGCAAAAGAAGAAAUUGAUAGAAUCUGUCAAGACAGAUAUAAACAACAAAAACUUAAAACAAUAAGCAAAGAUUGUUGUAGCAUUCUCUCUGAUUUCAAAAACUUUGAUAUUGGAAAGAAAAAUUAUAAUAAGAAAAAGUAUAAAAACAAAAAGAAUUCAAAUCUUUUUGGAAAAAGAAAAGAAGAAAAUUUUCACCAGGAAAAUACUUCAAAAAACCUUCAAAAGAAACACCUAAGAAGAAUACUUCCUGUCCGCAAGGAAAGAAAAAAUGUAGGUGUUGGAUCUGCAAUGAAGAAGGACACUACGCCAAUGAAUGUCCAAAUAGAAAAAAAUACCCAGACAAAGUCAAGGUUUUACAAACCGCUAACAAUGGGGGAUUUGAAGCUCUUGAAGAAGAGUAUGAUGGUACACAACAUGUUUUUAUAUAUCAUGUUGAGACAGAUCUUCAUCAGACACUGA
Lactuca virosa is the source of this 1377-nucleotide messenger RNA. Lineage: Eukaryota; Viridiplantae; Streptophyta; Magnoliopsida; Asterales; Asteraceae. The record is from the annotation of a GenBank genome assembly.